AUGCCAGGCUUGAGUCGUGAAUUAGUAGAACAUCAAUUGCCAUUGAAAGCCAAUGUUAAACCUGUCAAGCAGCCACCAAGGAGAUUUGCUCCUGAAGUCGUGCAGAAGAUUAAAGAAGAGAUUGAAAGACUUCUUAAGGCUAAGUUUAUAAGAACAGCAAGGUAUGUCAACUGGAUUUCUAAUAUUGUUCCUGUCAUGAAAAAGAAUGGAAAAUUAAGGGUUUGCAUUGAUUUUAGAGAUUUAAAUUCUGCAACACCAAAAGAUGAAUAUCCAAUGCUUAUAGUUGAUAUGUUGAUAGAUUCUACCGCUGGUCAUGAAAUGUUAAGUUUUAUGGAUGGAUAUUCAGGUUAUAAUCAAAUAUACAUAGCUGAGAAAGAUGUGUCAAAGACUGCAUUUAGGUGUCCAGGGAAUUUUCUUGGUUUCUUAGUGCAGAAAAAAAGGAUUGAAAUUGACAAAAAUAAGGCAAAGGCUAUCUUAGAGGCUCCUCCUCCAACUAACAAAAAGCAACUGCAAGCAUUUUUAGGGAAGGUCAAUUACCUCAUAAGACUAAGAAAAUGGAUGCUGGCCUUAACAGAAUUUUCUUUACAUUUUGUUCCUGCAAGAGCCGUUAAGGGUCAAGUUCUAGCUGAUUUCCUGGUUGAUCAUCCUUGUAUUGACAUUGAUGAGAGUUUAUUGGGUUUCGUUGGUCUGGUAGAGUAUGAAGCUUUAAUAAUGGGACUGGAAUUAUUAUUAGAAAGAGGAGUUAAAAAUGUAGAAAUUUUUGGAGAUUCACAGCUCGUAGUCCGUCAAGUAUCACUUGAAUAUAGGUGUGUUAGUAAAAAUUUAAGAAAGUAUUUCAAUGUGGCUACAGAGUUGUUGAGUAAAUUUGAUAAUGUCAUUGUAAGGCAUGUUCCAAGGGAGUUAAAUCAAGAAGCAAAUGAAUUAGCCCAAAUUGCUUCAAGAUAUAAGAUCAAGCCCUCAACACUAGAAAAAUUAGAAAGGAUAAAGGACAUAUUUAUGCCUUUGAGAGAAAGAGAAGUGUUGUCAUUAGAAAAACUAGACCCAGAAGAUUGGAGAGUACCAAUUGUGGAAUAUUUAAAAAAUCCAAGUCUUAGUGUCGAUAGAAAACUUAAAUAUAGGGCUCAAAGUUAUGUUCUAAUAAGUAAUGUCUUGUUUAAGAAAUCUGUUGAUGAAAACCUCUUGACAUGUUUGGGAGAAAAAGAAGCGUAUUUGGCUCUUGCUGAAGUGCACGAAGGAAUUUGUGGUGCCCAUCAAUCAGGGGAAAAAUGA
This is a messenger RNA of Arachis duranensis, 1269 nucleotides long. RefSeq lists its product as uncharacterized. NCBI's taxonomy places the organism in Eukaryota, Viridiplantae, Streptophyta, Magnoliopsida, Fabales, Fabaceae. The coding region runs from base 1 to 1269 and encodes 422 amino acids. Gene Ontology annotation, molecular function: nucleic acid binding; RNA-DNA hybrid ribonuclease activity. The transcript has 4 exons. The record is from RefSeq and is a predicted model, not a curated record.